Oncorhynchus gorbuscha (pink salmon) is the source of this 2304-nucleotide messenger RNA. Its product is annotated as transcription factor Sp9-like. NCBI's taxonomy places the organism in Eukaryota, Metazoa, Chordata, Actinopteri, Salmoniformes, Salmonidae. The transcript is spliced from 2 exons. The record is from RefSeq and is a predicted model, not a curated record. Gene Ontology annotation, biological process: regulation of transcription by RNA polymerase II. Gene Ontology annotation, molecular function: DNA-binding transcription factor activity, RNA polymerase II-specific; RNA polymerase II cis-regulatory region sequence-specific DNA binding. Bases 115 to 1422 code for a protein of 435 amino acids.
CUCCGAGCCAAGAGAGAAAUCGUGUGACUACGGAAAAGCAAAGUGUCUGAGUCGAAUUGGAAAAGUACACUAUUGCAGAAUUGUGACCAAUUCAACAUAGCAAAGACCCUGGAUAUGGCUACGUCUAUACUUGGGGAAGAACCACGAUUUGGAACUACACCUCUAGCUAUGCUGGCUGCUACUUGUAACAAAAUUGGCAAUACCAGUCCCCUUACCACUCUACCUGAUUCCAGUGCUUUUUCAAAAGGCGGAUUUCAUCCUUGGAAAAGAUCCUCCUCUAGUUGCAACUUGGGAUCCAGUCUCCCUGGAUUCACUGUAGCAACAAGCCGCGGAUCGACCGGACUAACAUCAACUACUGGCACAGGCAACAGCGCGUUCUGCUUAGCCUCCACCUCCCCGACCACAUCUGCGUUUUCCACAGAGUACAGCAGUCUCUUUUCCAACUCAGCAAGCAUUUCGUCUCAAGAGUCUGGGCAAUCAGCCUUCAUAUCCAAAGUCCACACAUCAGCAGAAACCUUGUACCCGAGGGUAGGGAUGGCACAUCCGUAUGAGUCGUGGUACAAGUCUGGUUUCCAUUCAACCAUCUCGGGCGAUGUUACUAAUGGGGCGUCCGCGUGGUGGGACGUUCAUACCAACCCUGGCUCAUGGCUCGAGGUCCAAAACCCUGCAAGCUCGCUGCAGACCUCCCUGCAUUCCGGGACCCCCCAAGCCAUACACUCUCAGCUCAGUGGCUAUAACCCUGACUUCUCCACUUUGACACACUCGGCAUUCAGCUCAACCGGUAUAAGUCCCACGGCAUCGCAUCUUCUAUCAACCAGCCAACACCUGUUAACACAAGAGGGAUUCAAAACAGUCAUUCCAACAUACACGGACGCCUCUGCCGCCAACGCUAUGAUUUCAGGUUCCAGUUCUGGUUCCUCAAGGUCAUCCAGGAGGUACUCUGGCAGAGCCACGUGCGACUGUCCGAACUGUCAGGAGGCUGAGCGGCUGGGGCCUGCGGGGGCCAGCCUCCGGAGGAAAGGACUUCACAGCUGUCACAUUCCAGGCUGCGGUAAGGUGUAUGGCAAAACCUCUCACCUUAAAGCCCAUUUGAGAUGGCAUACUGGCGAGCGGCCAUUUGUCUGCAAUUGGCUUUUUUGUGGCAAAAGAUUUACAAGAUCAGAUGAACUUCAGAGACACCUCCGUACCCACACCGGCGAGAAAAGGUUUGCUUGCCCAGUAUGCAACAAGCGCUUUAUGAGGAGCGACCAUUUGAGCAAGCACAUUAAAACCCACACUGCCGGUGGUGGUGAAGGCAAAAAGGGAAGCGACAGUGACACCGACACCAGUAACCUGGAGACCCCCAGGUCCGAGUCCCCAGAACUCAUUUUAGACGGGGUAAACCCCAGAAUCAAGGAUCCAUCUCCUCAUGACGAGCACUGAAUGGCUGUUAUUUGAAUGACCUUGAAACUAACUUUAUAAAGCAAAUGACCAGUAGGUUAUCAAAACUGGUACAUGUAUUAAAACGGGUCUGGGUUUGAGAGAUAGUAUUGGAGGAAAAUACGAUUUUACGCAAAGCAUUUGAAAACAAAAAAUAAUUCAAACUUAACACCAUAUUGAUUAUGUUUAACUCGUUAUUCACCAUCAAACGAAAAGCAGAAUUAUUCUAUAUUAUGUGAAAAUGACAUAACUAUAAAGCUGUCAACUUAAAAAUGAACCGCGGGGUACUUUUUACGAUCAGUGCUUAAAAGGGGCGAGCUAACCCAAAUGAACUUGGUUGGCCCAUGUGAGUCGCCAUCAUAUUGUACAUAUUGACAACAAACAAUGUGUUAUUUUCAUGUAAAUGUGAAUUAUGAUUGUUUUAUUCGUGUUUGGGAUCCUGAAAUUCAGGGAGUUUACUUUCAACGCACUUUGUGGAUAUGUAUGUACACAGCUUUUUAAAUUCAGUUAACCAUUUCAUUUCUUUGCUAAAAAAAUAUAUAAAUGUUUACUUGUAUAAAGUCACACGUAUAAGACUUUCAUUUUGUCAUAAUUAAAACGAUCUAAAAUCUGAGGCAGCAGUCGUGUGAUGGGAAUGUUUCACUGUAUUGGGUCCCAUACUUGUUUUCAUUAUGCGAAAUGAAAAUAAAUUAUGAACCAAGGUAUUUUAUGUGAUGGUAGAAAUGGUAAAAAUGAACGAUUGCCAAACCUAAAAUGUAGAUAGGCAAGAGUGUUCCUUUACAUAAAAUCAAUCAUACAUUGCUGAUAUAGGCAAUCGCACAUUGACGUGCAUUCUCUCUGAGGAAUAAAUCAAUAGUUAAUGCCCCGGAAAAGACAUUUCAUGCC